CUAAUUGUAAAAAAGGGGCGGUGAAAGGAAAGGUGGGCGUAUCAACGACGAUAUCUCUUGCAGCGAAAAAAAUGAAACACGAGUAUUGACAAAAUGGCAGCUGAGACGACGAUGUACAAAAUAAAGCCCAUAUAUGAUGACUAUGUGGUUGUUGAUUUACCUCAGUCUAUGUACAAAAUGAAAGACUUGCAUGAAUUUGAAGAUAAGAGCUGUGACAUGACUCCUGAGAUAAAGGCAUUAAAUGAAAGGCAACUUAAAAUGCUCCAAGAUCUUGAAGGACUAACUAAAGAAGUGAAAUUACUAAGUGAUUCAUUAGGUCAUAAGUAUGGAGAUACAUCAUGCAACACUACUAAGGUAAAUACCAAAAACGAAGUUAUUGCUGCAGAAAGAAUUGUAAAACCUGUUAAACUGCCGCCUGGCGUGAUUGACUUUGUCAUCUCGCAGUCAUUAGAACAGCCGUCGUUAUCACCAGUUUUCAUAGUGGAACUACUGCGGAAGAAUGGAUCUGUCGUAGCUACUCCGACUCAUUUGCAUUCAAGUCUAAAUAAAACUAUUCCACAAUAUCUCUUAGAUGUGACAGGAGGACUGUCUGGUCGAACUAAUGUCACUGUGGAAAAAAUUGUCAUAACCUUCGUUUGGAAAAAUGAUCCUUUUUGUCCCUCUGUGAUGUAUUCUCCUACUCUACAGACACGAAUCACUGGUGAUGCAAACAUUGCUAGAUUUUUGUGCCGGACGUUGUCGCCUCAUCUUUACAACGACGACGACCUAACGACGUGUAUGCUCAUCGAUAACUGGCUUGAACAAUCUGUAAAGGUGUUACAUGCCAGUGCUAAAGAAAAAGAUGCUGUUCUCAAAUCUUUGAAUUCUCAUCUGGGGAAAAACGAUCAUCUGUGUAAUAAUCGUACAACGCUAGCAGACAUUGUGAUGCUGUCCGCCAUUAUUGUCAACAAAAAGUCGUUUUCAACUCUACCGAAAAAUGUAAAAAGUUGGUUUAUUCGUCACGCGCACGAGUUCGGUAGCAUUAUCGAAAAGUUAGAAGUUCCGUCAUCGUGGAAAUAAAUUAGUGUUGAUAUCUACAAAUAAAUUAUAAAUGUAAA
Molecule: messenger RNA, 1097 nt
Organism: Hydractinia symbiolongicarpus
Lineage: Eukaryota; Metazoa; Cnidaria; Hydrozoa; Anthoathecata; Hydractiniidae
Product: aminoacyl tRNA synthase complex-interacting multifunctional protein 2-like
Exons: 5
Coding region: 94-1059 (321 amino acids)
Cellular component (GO): aminoacyl-tRNA synthetase multienzyme complex
Source: RefSeq, a predicted model, not a curated record